UACUUAAUUUUCUAAACGAAUUUUCUGGGUUCCCCUUUCUUCUUCUUCUUCUUCUUUUGUAUCCAAAAAGAUGAAAUCUUGACCUUAUUUCUACUUUCUUGAUUUUUCUUUGUUACAGUGUAGUACCCUUCUUUGCUUCCAUUGCUGCUGAUGAUGAAGAUGAUUAGAUGAAGAAAAACCCAGUUCAACAAGUGAAGUCAAAUUGACGUUGGUGGAUCUGAUCUGCCUGUUCUUUUCUAAGUAUGUUGAAAUUCCUUCUUUGUUUUAGUUGCAUUUGAGUGUUGGAUUGAAGAAUUUGAUCAAUUGGAGAAGAAAGAGAGAUGAUAGGGUGUGUUCUUAUAAAGGGUUUGGAGUAUAAAUUCUACCAUUUUUUACUGUUUAGAUAGAGCUUUUAAAGGAGGAGGUGUGUUAGAUGCUGUUUAGCUGUGACUAUUCGAGUUUGGGUUUGGAUUUGGAUUUGGAUUUGGAUUCAUAGAUUUCAGAAAGAGGAAAUUAGAGUCAACAAUGGCAGAUGAUGUGAGUUCUGUUUCUGAUCUUGAUUCGGAGAAAGAAACUGUUAGCUUAGAUAUGAUAACGAAUCAGAAGAAUUGUAAACGAGAGAAAGAAGAAGAUGAUGAAGAAGAAGACAAUCUUUCGGUGGAAGGUGAUCAGAUUCUUGACAGUUCGUGUUCUCUUUCGGUUGUGAGUGAUACUAGCAGCCUUUGUGGCGACGAUUUCUUAUCUUUCGACGUAGGGGAGGCGACGAAUUCAAUAGAAUUCGAGAAAACUGUGGUGAAGCCAAGAAGUGAUGAGAAUGUUGAUUCAGUGAGAUCAAACGAAACAGUUAUUGUAUCGGGUAAAAGUGUUUUCGAAGUUGAUUACAUUCCCCUUUGGGGAUUUACUUCGAUAUGUGGAAGGCGGCCUGAGAUGGAGGAUGCGUUUGCUACUUUGCCGUGUUUUCUAAAGAUUCCGAUUGAAAUGCUUACUUGCGACAGUAAUAUCGUCGCGAACAAUUGUUUGAGUCAUUUAACCGGUCAUCUAUUUGGCGUUUACGAUGGCCACGGCGGUUUUCAAGUUGCAAACUAUUGCCGGGAACGUCUUCAUAAUGUGUUGGCGGAGGAGUUGGAAAACGCUGUUUCGGGAUCAGGAAAUGCAAAUUGUCAAGAGAAAUGGAGAAAAGCGUUUAGAGAUUGUUUCGUUAAGGUUGAUUCCGAGGUUGGAGGUGGCGACGGUGGUGAGCCGCUUGCUUCUGAAACCGUUGGCACUACGGCAGUUGUGGCUGUUGUUUGUUCGUCCCAUAUUAUAGUGGCGAAUUGUGGUGAUUCGAGGGCUGUUCUUUGUCGGGGAAAAGAACCUAUGGCUUUGUCCGACGAUCAUAAACCGAAUCGUGAAGAUGAAUAUGCGAGGAUUGAAGCCGCGGGUGGGAAGGUCAUACAAUGGAAUGGGCACAGAGUUUUCGGAGUUCUCGCAAUGUCAAGAUCUAUCGGUGAUAGAUACUUGAAACCUUGGAUAAUUCCCGACCCUGAAGUGAUGUUUAUUCCUCGAACGAAAGACGACGACUGUCUCAUACUCGCUAGCGAUGGUCUAUGGGACGUGAUGACAAACGAGGAAGUGGUUGAUCUCGCUAGAAAAAGAAUUAUCGUGUGGCACAAAAAGAAUGGAACUACGCUCCCUUCUGAAAGAGGAGAAGGAAUCGAUCCCGCUUCACAAGCAGCAGCCGAGUAUCUAUGUAACCGCGCCCUUCAAAAGGGUAGUAAAGACAAUAUCACAGUUAUUGUAGUCGACCUGAAAUCCCAAAGAAAAUUCAAGAGCAAAACAUAACAGGAGGAGGGAUUUCGCGAAAUGGGUUGGUUUCUUUUCCUUGGAAAAAUGAACAUCUUAUGAAUUUUCGGUUAAAUACAGUUGUAGCUAUUGUGGCUGUGAAUAUUAGCUGCAUUAAAAGUAGUAAAAUUUGACAACUUUUAUAGAUUGUAUUUGUUGAUCUUGCCUCCUCCGAGUUAAGAGCUCUGCGAGGUUUGCGAUUUCGCAUUUGGUGCUUUUUUACCUUU
This is a messenger RNA of Impatiens glandulifera, 2027 nucleotides long. Its product is annotated as probable protein phosphatase 2C 6. Lineage: Eukaryota; Viridiplantae; Streptophyta; Magnoliopsida; Ericales; Balsaminaceae. The record is from RefSeq and is a predicted model, not a curated record. Gene Ontology annotation, biological process: protein dephosphorylation. Bases 505 to 1800 code for a protein of 431 amino acids. The transcript has 5 exons. Gene Ontology annotation, molecular function: cation binding; protein serine/threonine phosphatase activity.